CAAGUCGCCGACAGCAGCGACACAAAUACACGAGUUUCCUCUUGUUUUAUUCUCUGAUAGAAAUCACACAGGUCAAUAGAGUCUAUUUGAAUCAACAUUAACAUGUCCACGUGUCGGGAGAUGAGGAGUUUAGAGGAGGUGCAGGCCACGCUGCAGAUCGCCAAACUGAAAGAGGACGAUCUACAGAAGACCAUCCACUGUCUGUCCUUUGGAGAAAAUGUGUCCUCUGCAGAUUACUGCCUGUUGGAGCUGGACGAGACGCUGUAUAAACACCUCGAGGCUGGACAACGUCUGGUGAUUCGGGGGGAUAAGGAGGAGCAUGCUGUGCUCUGCAGUGGAGACACAACCUACGAUCUCAAAAUAGCCGACACCUCCAACGUCCUGCUGUUUUUGCCAGAAUGCAAAACAAUGGACCAACUCACCAACAGCCAGGAAAGCUCCCAUGUGGUGCCCACUCAGAUCUGGGGAUUUUGUAACAGCUACUGGGAACUGAGGAAGCGGCGUCCUAAACUGAAGAAACUGACAAAGCUGUUAAUGGAGAAUCCAUAUGAGGGACCUGCUUUGGGGGGGCAGCUGGAGAACACAGAGAACAGGUACACAAUGCCAGAUCUGUUGGAGAGGAUCCAGGCCAGUGAAGAGGAAAUACAGACCCAUUUAGAAACCAUCCAUGCCUGUCAGAUCGAUGGUUCCUGGUGCAUACUAGACUUUGAUUAUGAGAUGAAGCUGCUUGGUCAUGUGACCCAGCUGGUGGAUUCUGAGUCGUGGCCCUUCAACAAGGUUUCCCUUCAAACAUGUCUGGUGGAGUUAGCCCCUCUGGAGCCCAACGAGAUGAUCGAGCAUUGCUUGAACUGCUAUGGGAAACGUUAUCUUGAAAAUGACAAAGUAUUUUAUGCAUUGAACGAGGAUAAAGUCUGUCGGGGCAUCGCACUCAUGCUGCUGCAGAACGCUGUCAAGUUCAACCUGAGGGAGUUUCAGGAGGUCUGGCAGCAGAGCGUCCCAGAUGGCAUGAGCACGAGACUGGAGCAGCUGAAGAGUGUCGCGCUGGUGGACCGCACGUCCCGCCCACAGACCAUCUGCCUGCUGCGGUUGGACGAUCUCCCAGAAGACACACUGCAGCGCUUCAACCACCUCUUUGCACUCAGAGAGAAAUGGACAGAAGACGACAUCACGCCAUACAUUCAAGACCUGUGUGGAGAGAAACAGAGUACCGGAGCCCUCCUGACCAAGCACGCCCGCUCCUCAAUGCAAAACGGGAUCAAGGUGUUCAACUCCAGGAGACCUGUGGCCACAUGAACGUGUCACAUUGAAAAUAAAUGAGAUAUCAUACUCUUACUUAAAAAAUGACUUUAGCAUUGUAGAUAUUUAUCAAUCAACCAUCUCAAAGAGUUAUUACAACUAUCCUCCCUAAAGUUCAAG
Limanda limanda (common dab) is the source of this 1416-nucleotide messenger RNA. It is a transcript of the gene dscc1, whose product is annotated as DNA replication and sister chromatid cohesion 1. The transcript has 9 exons. Gene Ontology annotation, biological process: mitotic sister chromatid cohesion; maintenance of mitotic sister chromatid cohesion. The coding region runs from base 103 to 1293 and encodes 396 amino acids. The record is from RefSeq and is a predicted model, not a curated record. NCBI's taxonomy places the organism in Eukaryota, Metazoa, Chordata, Actinopteri, Pleuronectiformes, Pleuronectidae. Gene Ontology annotation, cellular component: chromosome, centromeric region; nucleus; chromatin.